AUGAUCCACGUUACCCGUUCAUUCCUACUAAGCGACUUCACCGAUCUCAGCCGCAGACCACGAGACCCAACAGCAAUGAUCAGCAUAUACGUCCAAAAAUGUAUCCAAGCAGCUGAAGACACCAUGACUCUAAUAGACAGCCUAGCCCAACAAAAAGUAUUCAUCCAAUCUUUCUGGUUCACGCACUACGUAUGUUUCUGCGCCAUCCUAGUCGUCUACAUCUAUAUAAUUCAACAACACCGCCAAUCUGCAGCCCCGAGCCCUUCUGCCGGAAGUCCUGCAGAUACGAAUAAAAUGCACUACCUCUUCGGCCUGGCUGAGACAUGUCAGCAGCAUCUUGCCGAGGCAACGCGGAAAAACUGCCCGAGUCGACGAUACAGUAUCAUUCUUGAGGAACUUAGACGCGAGGUUCAUCGGCAGAUCGGCUCGGAUUACCAGUGUAGUCCUGCUCAGACAUGCUCUGAGUCCGAGCGCCCUCGGUUACUUGAUCCAGGGACUACAACUCUCAAUGGGACUGGUCAGCCAGUCAAUUUUGAUGCACAGAGUCUUGACUUUGCAAGUAUGCCUGCUAUGCUGCAACCACCUGAACUCGGGAUUAACCCUAUAGAGGACGCAGGGCUGAUAGAUAGUCUCGAGGCGUCUUUUUGGUGGGCACAACUUGACUCAUGGGCUCUCUCAAAUUUCCCCAGCGAUCCAUCUGGAUUCAAUUUCUAG
Molecule: messenger RNA, 714 nt
Organism: Penicillium angulare
Lineage: Eukaryota; Fungi; Ascomycota; Eurotiomycetes; Eurotiales; Aspergillaceae
Product: fungal specific transcription factor domain-containing protein
Exons: 2
Coding region: 1-714 (237 amino acids)
Biological process (GO): positive regulation of transcription by RNA polymerase II
Cellular component (GO): nucleus
Molecular function (GO): sequence-specific DNA binding
Source: RefSeq, a predicted model, not a curated record